UGCUCAGGCCGUCAAACGUCUGCUCGCAUGUCCCCAGCGAGCUUCGAAAUGCCUGCGGGAGAGGGACAGCCUCCGUGCCUCCGCUACGCCCGACACAGCCGGGUGGAUUUUCAGGUUAAGUCUCAUGCAAAAUGGACCCAGGAAACACAGUCUUUUGUGACUCAAAUGUACUUGACCAUAAACUACUCUUCCUGGAAGAAAACAGGUUGCUUAGAACCACAUUUUCUAACUCAUUUCCUCCAGAACACUGAAAAUAAUGUUAUUUUCUCUGGUUUUUUUCCCUCAGGAGUGACCCAAAAACCAUGGGGCACUGAUGGUCAGAGGACAUGUACAGGCCUUCAGCAGGAGAGUGCUGCAGAGGGGAAAUCAAGCUCUUCCAAGGAAUCCUUGUCAUCACGAAAUACAACACUUAUUUUCCCAAUAGUCCCUUCACAGAUGGUUGAGCAGAAAUCAAAACUGAAUUGGCCUGCUUUGCCCAUGCAGCCCACAAUUCCCCAGCCCAGUCCUUAUCACAGAGCAUUCAAGAUACAUCCCAGCAGAUUAGAAAUUCAGGCAUCUCUAGAUGACACCACGUCUCCAUUGGACUCUACUACUGCAGAGGAACAACAGUGUCAAAAACAGCAGCAAGGGUUUGCCUUCAUAACUGUUACGGCCAGGCGUGUUGCUGCAGGCUCCAGCAACCUAGCCCCUGGACCUGGGGCUGUGCAAGAGCCCAACACUCUGUCCCCCAGCUUGAGCAAGGUCCCUGCUGUCCUCUGUCACUGUCCUCCACCAAACCACGUGCCCCAACACGACUCUUCAUUAAAGAUUGCUGAAUCUCUCUCACAAGCAGCACAAAGGCAAUUUUUUGACCCUGGGAAUAAGGAGAACCGUGCGAGUCUUCAGAGCAGUGAUGGGAGAGAAAAAGUACCACCUUCCUUCACCUCAUGUGUCCACUUUCAGGUUUCUCAGCACUGUCCAAAUACCAUAUAUUAUUUAGACAAGUCACUCAAUGUCUGUAUUGACCAACCUCGAAUUAAAUGCCAAAAAUUGCAUAGAUCAGCGUUGUCCUUCAGUAGAAAUUGCAGUUCAUCUAGAUUAACAGCAGAUGGAGUAGAUGGCAUAGCUAAUGGAGAGCCAAUAGAGGAGAUACAUCGAACAAAGCUCCUAGGAGGAAACAAGACUCUACUCAGCUCAAAGCUGAGUGCAGACUUAACAGGGAACAAUGCAAUUAAUAAAAAGAAAACGAAUGAAGGUGACUUGACUAGUAAACACCCUUUGCAAAGUGUCUCUGACUCUGAACUUCCAGUGUUUGUGGAUAUACCCAGAAGACUUAAUAACAUAGCAACAAAGAGACAUGAUGCUAAGCAGGCUGGCAGCUAUCACACUGCGUUUUCUCUCCAGAUUCCUAAUUCAAAUGAUGAGGCAGGAACACAAAUGCUGUCAGGAAGUGAAAAGCAACCAUGUACCAUGGGCAGGAGCAGCACAACCACCUCUGGCUCUCUUCCAGAUACAGUGUCCAGAAAGUCAGUCACUGCUGCUACUGAUGACUCAUUGAAACAGAGAGAUUCCUCGAAAGGCACCUCCAAAUUCAAAGAGAUCCAAGCACAGGGCAUCCUGCAACCAAAAACGUUUGUUUCCAGGAGUAUGUGCAAUAUAAAAGCUUCAAGAAUCGUCUCGGAAGAAAAUGUUCACAAGCAAAACCAGCUCCUAAAAAGUGAUUACGAAUUCCGUGCUUCAAGUGACAAAAGAAAGGAGUGUGAGGUGGAGGAGGGCAAGCGGGACGGAGCCCACAGGGCAGCAUUAUCUGUAGCUUAUCUGCUGGAUGUUCCUAAUGACAAAAAUGACCCACGCUCUCAGCCACAAACCAGAAACCUGCUGGAGAAAGCUCCACCAGCCCCAUGGACUCUGCGGGAAGCACUAGAAAUCUAUAACCCUCAGUUCAUCUCUCGUUCACAAGAGAGGCUGAAGAGGCUUGAACAUAUGGUCCAGCUGAGGAAAGCCCAGCAGAGCAAUGCUCCUGCAAGCAACCAAGGAGGGCUUCUUGCUCGCAAGCUUUCCUCCGCGUCUUUUUCAAGCAAAAAGAAGCAGUACACCAUUCCUCACCCACUCAGUGAUAACCUCUUCAAACCAAAGGAAAGAUUCAUUCCAGAGAAGGAGAUGCAUAUGAGAUCAAAAAGGAUUUAUGACAAUUUACCUGAAGUAAAGAAGAAGCAAGAAGAAAAACAGAAGAGGAUCAUCAUCCAAAGCAACAGGCUGCGUGCUGAGAUGUUUAAAAAGCAAUUACUGGACCAGCUCCUGCAAAGAAACACAGAGUGA
Dryobates pubescens (Downy woodpecker) is the source of this 2298-nucleotide messenger RNA. It is a transcript of the gene C30H10orf90, whose product is annotated as chromosome 30 C10orf90 homolog. Gene Ontology annotation, cellular component: cytosol; centriole; centrosome. The transcript is spliced from 9 exons. Bases 28 to 2298 code for a protein of 756 amino acids. The record is from RefSeq and is a predicted model, not a curated record. Gene Ontology annotation, biological process: regulation of centriole replication. NCBI's taxonomy places the organism in Eukaryota, Metazoa, Chordata, Aves, Piciformes, Picidae.